Molecule: messenger RNA, 4368 nt
Organism: Ostrea edulis (European flat oyster)
Lineage: Eukaryota; Metazoa; Mollusca; Bivalvia; Ostreida; Ostreidae
Exons: 7
Coding region: 70-1080 (336 amino acids)
Source: RefSeq, a predicted model, not a curated record
GUUUUAAAUAUCGUGACGUUCUUCCGUCCUGGUUAAGACCCCUGUCAUUGAGAACUGUCAGUGAGAGCUAUGUAUUCGUGUGUUCGUGUUUUUGUCGGUCUCCUUGCGGUUUCCAGACUAUGCUGUGCAUACGAAAAUUUGGCUUUGAAUAAAAGUGCUGAACAAAGCUCAACAUUGCCCAGUCAGGCCGACGCGGGACCUAUGCGGGCGGUAGACAACAACACAGAUCAAAUACUCUCGUCUUCCGGUACAAAUUGCGCGCGCACAGAUGUUAGCAGCAUCGUCUGGUGGAGGGUAGACUUGGGAGAAAUAAGAAGCAUACACGACAUCCGGGUCUAUUACCGCAACGACAGCGAUGGAUAUGUUCAGAACAGAGUGUUGUCCAAUGCCGGAUUUUCUCUCUAUGUAUCAGACACUACAUGUGAUGGCUACACCGGGGGCCACUUGUGCUACAAAAAUAACGACACAUUGCCACAACUUGAAUCGGAUCACUUGUGUACACGUCAUGCACGCUACGUCACUUACUACAAUGAAAGAGGGGAAGGGGUAAUCCUCCCUCCUAAGGCGGAUCGAACUCAAUCCACCACCAUUGCAGAACUCUGUGAAGUCCAGGUGUUUGGUUGCACUGUUGGUAUCUACGGAGAAAAUUGCGAUAAAGAAUGUCCAAUCAACUGCCGGAACAAACAGUGUGAUAUAGAGACGGGGGCGUGUCUGCAGUGUAAUGAUGGAUUGAAAGGCGAACGGUGUGAUCAAAAUCUGACGAUUUUAAUGACUGUGUUUGCACCGCAGCAAGCAAAUCCCUCUUCGUCAUCCAAUACAACAUACAUAGCUGUUGCCGGUGGGUUGUUCCUCGCUUUGAUUUUCUCUGUUGGAACAACGAUAACACUCGCUCUCACUUUGCGUAAACUGAAAGGGAGGCAGGCAAAUAAUUCUACAGAUUCACCGACCACAGAACAGAGCGGAAAUUACGUCAGUGUUAUAGGAAUAAGAGACUCUGGUCAUCAGUAUGCACAUUUGGGAGUGAACAGAACAGAUUCUCAGGAUUGGAGGGACUCCAACCAAUAUCUCCGUAUCAUAUGACUCGAUCAACCAAUAUCUCCGUAUCAUAUGACUCAACCAAUAUCUCCGUAUCAUAUGACUCAACCAAUAUCUCCGUAUCAGAUGACUCAACCAAUAUCUCCGUAUCAUAUGACUCAACCAAUAUCUCCGUAUCAUAUGACUCAACCAAUAUCUUCGUAUCAUAUGACUCAACCAAUAUCUUCGUAUCAUAUGACUCAACCAAUAUCUCCGUAUCAUAUGACUCCAACCAAUAUCUCCGUAUCAUAUGACUCAACCAAAUAUCUCCGUAUCAUAUGACUCAACCAAUAUCUCCGUAUCAUAUGACUCAACCAAUAUCUCCGUAUCAUAUGACUCAACCAAUAUCUCCGUAUCAUAUGACUCAACCAAUAUAUCCGUAUCAUAUGUCUCCAACCAAUAUCUCCGUAUCAUAUGACAAUCAAUAUCUCCGUAUCAUAUGACUCAACCAAUAUCUCCGUAUCAUAUGACUCCAACCAAUAUCUCCGUAUCAUAUGACUCAACCAAUAUCUCCGUAUCAUAUGACAACCAAUAUCUCCGUAUCAUAUGACAACCAAUAUCUCCGUAUCAUAUGACUCGAUCAAUAUCUCCGUAUCAUAUGACUCGAUCAAUAUCUCCGUAUCAUAUGACUCAACCAAUAUCUCCGUAUCAUAUGACUCACUUUGUCAUCAAUGAACUGUGCUUAGUCAAAGGGGGAAUAACACACCUGGAAAAAAGCUGUGCUGGAUGAAAUGCGGAGGGUCUGUGCAAUGAUACUUUAAAAUUGAAAAUCUAAAAAUUUACUAUUUUAGUUUAAAAACUGUAAGUUUAGUACAACGUAACCGGGAGAAAUGAAACACCCUUUGGGAUAUCUCGAGAUGGUCAGCAUCGCAUGCUAAUCCACGGAGUUCCCCGGCCAGGCAAUAAUACUUUAGAAGGACAUGGGAUAUAUUGCUGUUAUUCAUUUGACCAUUUGUGUUUUAAACUUCUAGGAAAAUAUACUGAAUCUGUAGAAAGUGCCUAUCCUCUAAAUUCUUUUAUAAAUUCAUUCAGUUCAAAUUUGAAAAUUAUGGCGUGAGGAGUUGGCUUUCUCCCCAACUUUUUAUUUAAAAAUGAAUAUUGUAACAUCGUCAUCUAUUCGCCACUUACUGUAGUUUAUAGUCAUUAGUAAUCUCGCUACAAAUUCAUUACUAUUUUUUUCAAACCCAUACCUGUCAAAUCUGAAAGGAAACAUUUUGCUUUGGAACUUGCAUUAUAAUGUGACAUGCAACAUUGAUUUUAUCUCACAAUAUUGUAAAUUCAUUGUGCUCUAAACAUUAUGGAGUUGUUCCCCCUUAUAAUAGCAACCCAUGCAUUGGAAGGCUGCAUAUUGCUCGGUUCUCACGUGAACAAAUUGACAUCAGUUGGCACCUAGGGUAGCUGAAAUGUUGAAAACAGCGUGACAUCACAAUUCUUCCAUCUUGCAAUUCCUUAUUUUAUUAGGUGGAAUGAUACACCUGGUGAUUUGUCCUGUACCAAUUCCUCAUAUCUAUUUAUAGAAACAUUUGUAGUAACUCGAGAUCACAAGCAUUUGUCAUUAAUUUUUCAUAGUUUUUAAUUCAUUUUUUAAAGAAAAUUCAGUUUCAUCAAUUUUCAGAACUCCUCAUUUUGUCUUUUAAGAUUAUCUAUCCUGUGGAUAAAAAACGGACAAAUAACCUGUUCAUUGGAAUCUAGGCGGGUUUUUUAAUCACAAAUAUAUAACAAAGACUAAUGCUACAUGUAGUACAUUAUAUGAUAUAAAUGUCUACUAUUCAAUUCACUAUUUUAUCAUGUCCUGUUGUGACUUUAUUAGAAUUUCGAUUGCACACCUUUCGUAUGUAUUUGAUAGGGGCAUAGUGCAUUUGUAUUUGAGUUAUGUCCAAGACAGGAUGUAAAUACGACAUCGGCAAUAUUGACACGGUAUCAGUACGACAUCGGCAAUAUUAACAGGGUAUCAGUACGAUAUCGGCAAUAUUAACAGAGUAUCAGUACGAUAUCGGCAAUAUUAACAGGGUAUCAGUACAAUAUCGGCAAUAUUGACACGGUAUCAGUACGAUAUAGGCAAUAUUGACUCGGUAUCAGUACGAUAUCGGCAAUAUUGACACGCAGUAUCAGUAAGAUAUCGAUUAUUUCAUCUGUACUGGGUAUUGUACUGAGGCUGUUAUCCUAUAAGUUUGCAUAAUCGAUACGUUAUUGAUAUGGAUCAUGAUUGAUAACGAUAUCCUACCGAUAUCUGAUUUAGAAUGUUCAAGUUUUCUGUCUCGUUGAUACCGACGAUAUCGUAUCGAUAUAGAAUCAUUAUCGGGUUGACUAUCAUCUGAAUCAUGCAUGUCACUUUAGUCUUAGUCAAUCCUUCCUGUCGAUAUCGUAUCGAUUCCGAAUCAUGGCCGUUAAUAUCUUCCAGUUUUUUUUAUUUCGACGAUAUCGUAUUGAUAUCGAAUAAUGACCGUUGAUAUCCUUAACCUUGUUGAUAUCGACAACAUCGUAUUGAUAUCGAAUCAUGAUCUUGUUGAAUAUAGCGAUCAUGUGUGUAACUUUCGUAUUGGACAUUGUUUCCUGUUGAUAUUGAAUUCGCAUCGUUGAGAUCCUCCACUUUGUUGAUAUCGUAUCGAUAUCAGAUCAUUGUCUAGUUGCCUAGCACCAUCAUGUAUUCCACUUUCAGUUUGAGAUACUCCUUCCUAUGUUGUGAAUAGAAUAUGAAAUUUGAUACUGUUCGAAGGGUGAUUAAAAUGUUCAUGGUCUGGUGCCAUAUAAUGCAACACUUCUAGUAUGUUGGUCCCCAUAAAUGUGGGCCAUCGGUUAGGGUAAGGCGGUCCCCAUAAAUAUACCGUCUAAGCCUAAAUUUAACCUUAAACCUUACAUAUCAUUAUCGUACAUAACCCAUGAAAACAGUCGUAUAUAUGGUAGAUUAUAACUUUGUCAAUUGGCGAUAUGGAAACAAUAUCGUCGAUAUCGACAUCGUAGUUGGUCAUAGGAAAAGUGUGGUGGUAAACAUUAACUGUAAGAUGCCGAUAUCGACAGGAUAUCAUCAUGCUAUUGUCGAUGUUGACAUUAUAUUUGUCUUGAAUGUUGUAUUUCGAAUCACUAUCAUUGUUUUGUUAUCAUGUAUCAAGUGUAUCCUCUGUUGAAUUAUAAACUCGAUUUGUACUUCAUUUACCUUAAACAUAUGUGUAACUGUUUCCUAAGUAUCAGAUGAAGCCGUUUGUGUUAUAUUUAUACAAUUCAUACAUACCAGCAUUUCCUAUGAUAAUGGCCAUUUUAUUGUUCUUGACUGAUAAAUAAAUUUUAUCAUACAUA